AUGACGGUCGAUGUUCUGCGAGAGAGGGCCGAGGGGGUUGCGGCGGGAUACUCUACGAAGUCCGGCCCUCGAGACUACAAUGCCCUGCGCGUCAAUGGACCGAGAUUGAUGGACUCUAUCCAUUCUACUUGCGAGUUCGGAAAGGCGCAUCCGUAUGGCGACCAUUACACAGAGACGGGAAUGGCCCGACUCUCCUUGAACGAUGACGACAAGAAAGUACGACACUGGCUGACCGAGCAGGUUGAGGCGAUCGGCUGCACGGUGACGGUAGAUCAGAUGGGCAAUAUGUUCGCGGUGCGUCCGGGCAAGUCAAACAAGCUGGCGCCGGUCAUGAUGGGGUCGCAUCUUGAUACACAACCGACGGGCGGGCGAUACGAUGGUAUUCUGGGCGUCAUGGCUGGUCUGGAGGCUCUAAGGACAUUACACGAGAAUAACUACGAGACAGAAGGUCCCGUUGGGCUGGUGAACUGGACAAAUGAAGAAGGCGCACGCUUCCCAAUGGUCACCGUCUCCUCCGGCGUAUGGGCCGGGUCAAUCCCCCUUGAGACAGCCUGGAACUGCCGAGAAGUAACGCCGCCGAGCCACGGGUCUACUCCACGGUCGAUGAAAGAGGAGCUUGAGCGCAUCGGUUUCCUCGGCGAGAUUCCAGCUUCGUACAAGGCACAGCCGAUCGGCGCCCACUUCGAGCUACAUAUCGAGCAGGGCCCUAUCUUGGAAGACGAGAAGGAGAAAAUCGGUGUCGUCACGGGCGCACAGGCGUAUAGCUGGUAUGAGGUCGAGAUAAAGGGUCGAGACAGCCAUGCGGGAACGACGCCUAUGUCCGCCCGCAAGGAUGCACUCCUAGCUGGCGCUAGAAUGAUCGCGGCGUCGAAUGCGAUUGCGAAGGAUCUAUCCGGGCUCGUCACAACUGGCAUCUUCCGUGCACAACCGGGUAGUGUGAACACCAUGGCUCACACGGUCCAGUUCACGCUGGACUUCCGCCAUCCAAGCAACGAGAAGCUGGCCGAGAUGGUUUCCAGGUGCCGCGAGACCUUCGCUAAGAUUGCCAAAGAGGACUGCGAGCGUGGCGUAGAGGUAAACUGGACAACACUGACUGAGAACACCGCUGUUGAAUUCCACGCGGACUGCAUCAAAGCCAUCGAACAGGCAACGGAGGAGACCGUCUCCCAGCUAUCCGGAGCGACUUCAGACUCCAAGCUUUGGAGACAUAUGCUCAGCGGAGCUGGCCACGACAGUUGCCAUAAGAUGGCAUCAAGUCUCAUGGUAGCAAGCCUAGCAAGCGGCCACGCUCGUGCUUGA
This is a messenger RNA of Phaeoacremonium minimum UCRPA7, 1299 nucleotides long. Its product is annotated as putative beta-alanine synthase protein. The transcript has 4 exons. Bases 1 to 1299 code for a protein of 432 amino acids. The record is from RefSeq and is a predicted model, not a curated record. Gene Ontology annotation, molecular function: hydrolase activity, acting on carbon-nitrogen (but not peptide) bonds, in linear amidines. NCBI's taxonomy places the organism in Eukaryota, Fungi, Ascomycota, Sordariomycetes, Togniniales, Togniniaceae.